AUAAAUAAAACACCCAAUCCCUUAACAGCCAUAACAUUUCCUGUUUCUCGUCUUCAAAACACUGUUUCUGACUUCAUCACUUCAUUCUCUCUCGCUCCCAACACGCAAAACCCACUACCUCCAUGGGUCAACUCCUCUUUCUCACCUCUCAAAACGCUCUACGCCUCUGCAAAAUCCCAUCUUUUUGGCCCCACCAAUCAGGGCCAUGAAAACAAUGCAAGGCAGAGGGUUUGCGCCACAAACGACAAGACGGUCUCCGUUGAAGUUUUGCGUUUGGACUCUCACCCAAAUUAUAAGAAACGCAUUAGGAAGAAGAAGAAGUACCAGGCUCAUGACCCCGAUAAUCAGUUCCAAGUUGGCGAUGUUGUUCAGCUUCAAAGGGCCCGACCCAUUAGCAAGACCAAAAGUUUUGUUGCGGUGCUCAUCUCACCGAGGACUAGGAAUAAGAAAGAAGAUAAUGUUAAUGUCUUGAUAUUGGAGAAAGUGCAGCACAGAUGUUCAGUAAUAUGUUGCGAUAAACGGUAAUUGAGCACCUUUGGUGCAUUAAACUUUUCCUUAGACUUGCCAUUGCUAUAUUUUUCGAAUUGGCUAAGAUAUACACGUGAAAAGUUUUAGUUAUUGUCAAAUGUCCUUUGCAUUUUCAUUCUACAAUAUUGAAUGAAAAAGGUUAGAAGUGAUAAUGAAUAUCUCAGUGUGAGCAUUCUGGAAUUCUAGAGUGAAAGAAUGUGAAGAAAUUUUGGUAAAUAGGAAAUUCAUGUAGACUUAUACUGUGCAUCAAGUCAUGUUAUGUUAAGGGUAGAGCCACAUUAUUAAUGAUGAAUGAUAAGUGAGUGAAAAAGUUGCUUAAUCUAAGCACUCAAUUUGAUGU
Messenger RNA from Mangifera indica (mango), 868 nucleotides. RefSeq lists its product as uncharacterized. Gene Ontology annotation, cellular component: ribosome. The record is from RefSeq and is a predicted model, not a curated record. NCBI's taxonomy places the organism in Eukaryota, Viridiplantae, Streptophyta, Magnoliopsida, Sapindales, Anacardiaceae. The transcript is spliced from 2 exons. Gene Ontology annotation, biological process: translation. Gene Ontology annotation, molecular function: structural constituent of ribosome. The annotation marks the transcript as partial.